Oncorhynchus nerka (sockeye salmon) is the source of this 4920-nucleotide messenger RNA. RefSeq names its product tetratricopeptide repeat protein 9A-like. The record is from RefSeq and is a predicted model, not a curated record. NCBI's taxonomy places the organism in Eukaryota, Metazoa, Chordata, Actinopteri, Salmoniformes, Salmonidae. The transcript has 3 exons. The coding region runs from base 1589 to 2332 and encodes 247 amino acids. Gene Ontology annotation, molecular function: protein binding.
GAAGGCCUGCCUGCUCAAAGUCCUCAUGUCACCCCGCUCCUCUACACACUUCACCGGCGUUCUGUCGAAUCUCACAUCCACUACAAGACCAUGGUGCUUACCUAAUGAACAGCAAGAGGAACUGUCCCUCCCUACCUUCAGGCUCUGGUCAAACCCUACACCAACCCAUCCACUACAAGACCAUGGUGCUUACCUAAUGAACAGCAAGAGGAACUGUCCCUCCCUACCUUCAGGGUAUAGUCAAACCCUACACCAACCCAUCCACUACAAGACCAUGGUGCUUACCUAAUGAACAGCAAGAGGAACUGUCCCUCCCUACCUUCAGGCUCUGGUCAAACCCUACACCAACCCAUCCACUACAAGACCAUGGUGCUUACCUAAUGAACAGCAAGAGGAACUGUCCCUCCCUACCUUCAGGCUAUAGUCAAACCCUACACCAACCCAUCCACUACAAGACCAUGGUGCUUACCUAAUGAACAGCAAGAGGAACUGUCCCUCCCUACCUUCAGGCUCUGGUCAAACCCUACACCAACCCAUCCACUACAAGACCAUGGUGCUUACCUAAUGAACAGCAAGAGGAACUGUCCCUCCCUACCUUCAGGGUAUAGUCAAACCCUACACCAACCCAUCCACUACAAGACCAUGGUGCUUACCCUCUGGUUAAUAUUGUCUGAUAAAUGUGUACAUUGUCAAUGUAAAAUGAGGUAGGCUACAGAGAGGGGUAUGCAGACAUAAUCUACUGGCGCCACCUACUGGCGGGAAGAGUUCAGACCAUCUCUCAGGCCCUUUAUCACUCAGGCCCCCCUAGCAGUAUAGAUAUGGGCCUGAGAGAUAAUGUAUGUUGCAGAGGUUCCCAAUUACAUUCAACCGUGGGACGAUUUUUCCUUGGGCAGAUGGUAUCAGGGGGACCGGAACAGAGUUAUAAAUAAUGUGUACAUUGCAAAUUGACUGCAAUAAUCCCAAACAGAUAAAGUAUUUGACAAAAACAGAAUCAUUUUAAACCUUUCUUAUAGUGAGAUACGAUCACAUAUGCCUGUCUAUUUAUUCGUGGGAAUAGGCCUACUUGGGAACAGAUUAAAAUCACCUUGAGUCGAUUUAUGUCCAACAACGAAAUUUAUAGAUUUAUGUAUUGAUUUUUGCUCAGAAAAUAAAACCCUCGGGCCGCCUGCUGGGGAACCAUGCUCUAUUCAGGCUACAAGCUCUGAAGCGAGAUGUUCCCGCAUCAGGCUGCGUGCACAUCAGCCUGUCGAAAGAAACUCAUGCAGAGAUUCUAUAAUUCUGAUGAUAUGAAGAGAGAGGGUCGGAUGCACGCACGGUCACCGAAGACUGGAAAAUAAAAUAUAUAACGGGCGAGCGAGCGAGCGAGGGUCCAGGCGUGCAUGCACUGGUCUUGCCUACCCUACCGCAAGGCUUCUUUGCGCCACAAUAAAAUAGCUGGGGGAUGCACAGAGACAGCACGAAUACAGCGGUAGCAUGACGCGGGACUGAAUCGAUAUAUUUCCCCUAGAAAAACCAGUCAAGACAUUGGGUCGGCUAUCAUUUGAGUGUAAAGGUCGUCGAAUAGCCUAGGUAAUUUAUUAUCGAGAAGAUGAGUGUAAACCAGACUGGGUAUGAUGAUAUUUCUAGAGUGGAUGGUGGAACUGUGACGGGCGGCCUCAACGUCAGUGGUGCCCCGAAGCUGCAACAGUGUGCUCAGCCUCCCGCUAAUCGACCCAAGGAUGCCCGGCACCAGCAACAUAGCAGCCGGCAGCACCAGCACGGCGGUGUACCUGUCAAACCGCCUUAUUCCGGACGGUCCGAACCCGCGGACGUUGUGAAGCGCGCCAUCGACUUCAAGACGCAAGGAACACAGUGUUACAAGGAUAAGAAGUACCGGGAGGCGAUUGGCAAGUACCACCGUGCUUUAUUAGAGAUGAAGGGGUUGUGCCGGGUGCUGGGAGACCCUGAUGCCAGCUCUAAGUCUCCUUCCUCUGUGCUGCCUACUAUGACCAAAUCAGACAGCCUGACGGACGAGCAGAAAGGUGCCAUGGAGAUCGCUGAGCUGGAGUGUUACAACAGUCUGGCAGCGUGCCUGUUGCAGAUGGAGCUGGUCAACUAUGAGCGUGUGAAGGAGUAUUGUCUGAAGGUGCUGCGUAAGGAAGGGGACCACUUCAAGGCUUUGUACCGCUCUGGGGUGGCCUACUAUCACCUAGGAGACUUCCACAAGGCCCUUCACUACCUCAAGGAGUCCCACAAACAGCAGCCAGCAGACACCAAUGUUCUCCGUUACAUCCAGCUGACUGAGAUGAAGAUCCGUCGUUCUGCCCAGAGGGAGAAGAAAGAAACCACAUAAACAACCAACUAAAUCAAUUUCUGUUUUAAUAACUCACUUCUCACUUCACGUAAAAUGUGUGCUUUCUUCAUGUGCCACCCAGACCUAGUACACCACAAGUCUUGGGCCGGGAUUCAAUCCGAAACCGCGCUUGACAUUUUUUGGGGUAAUUUCCAAUUGAGCCGACAUCUGCAGUGCUCACCUUGAAUGCAAUAUCUGUAAAUGUGGUAACAUGACCUUUUAAAAGCUGCAUUGUACAAGCGUGCUUGGUUUGAAUCCCGGCCUUGGUGUUUUAAAGGAUAUUUACAGAUAUGCUUUAGCACAGCCACUUUUAUCCAUCUUCUUAUUAUUAUAAUGCACAUCACUGCCAGUCCAAAACAUUGCACAAAGUGUAAAUAAGGCCAACAACACUUGCACAGCCACUUUUAUCCAUCUUCUUAUUCUUCCUGACAAUUAUGUGAUUCAUACCAAUGGGCGUAUUUUACUACUAUACACAAAACGACUAUAUGUCGUAUAGAGAUACAGUUCAUACAACUGAAAUGGCGCAGCUGCCGUUCGGUGAUGGUCAACAUCUCCAAAGUUUAUGUCUAUGACUAAGUUGGUCAACACGGAAUCAGAUGGAUAAUGCACAUCACUGCCAGUCCAAAACAUUGCACAAAGUGUAAAUAAGGCCAACAACACUUCUGAUGGUGACAGAGUAACAGAAAACACUGAAUGAAGCAUUUGGCUGUAAGUGACUGUACACAAGAUGUGUUUCUAACACCUGGGGCCCCUGGUUUAUACCUGGUUCUACCAUGUGUUCUUUGUCCAGAUCUUGUCCACAUUCCAAUGUUGCCCACAUUUUUAGACAAGUGUAGACAAUUAAAAUAGCAUUGAUAUUGUGAUUAGAUCUUCUCCGGAGGUAGUCCGGAUCGUGUCUACACUUGAACACUUAUAGUGGACAUGUUAGGAAGCCCAGAGGGCUGCUGUCUGGUCAUGUCUACACUUGACACUUACAUGCGACUUCUGCUAUCAGAAUACGAAGCUCGGAUUUAAAAGACGGGUCUAGACGCACAAAAGUGGCUUUGUGGUCUGAUUGUGUUCAGAUCAGACUGACCACUUCAGGAUGGUGUUCAGAUCAGACUGACCACUUCAGGAUGGUGUUCAGAUCAGACUGACCACUUCAGGAUUGUGUUCAGAUCAGACUGACCACUUCAGGAUGGUGUUCAGAUCAGACUGACCACUUCAGGAUGGUAUUCAGAUCAGACUGACCACUUCAGGAUGGUGUUCAGAUCAGACUGACCACUUCAGGAUUGUGUUCAGAUCAGACUGACCACUUCAGGAUGGUGUUCAGAUCAGACUGACCACUUCAGGGGAUUUCUCCUCAGUGUGGACGUAAUCAGGCUACAGUGGGAGACGUCAUCAGCACUCCUCCCACAAGUCUCCGGAAAACAUAUGUUUUGGGACCGAAAGGUUUUUCUUUUCAUUAUAACUUCGGAGGAAAUUUGUUUUUAGCGUGUGAGGAACGUGUUUGCUGUCUUCAUAAAUAGCUAAUAUUUGUAGAUUUUUUGUGUGGGGGGUGAGAGUCAUACGAACCCUUUUGCAAACCCUUUUAGCGUUGCUUGUGAGAUUCCUGGCUAGCUACAGAGGUUAGCGGGCUAGUUAGCUACUGACAUCAGUUGUUGUGUUGUUAUCAUAUUUUGCCUAUUCCACCAUUUGGAGAAUUUGAAUAUGGUGCAGGAAAAAGGAAUCUGGACACACUAUGGACACGGUAGACACAUUUAAAUGUAGAGGUGUAGACGCAUGACGCUUUCGGAAUUCCGUGAUCAGAACUCUGUGAUCAGAACUCCGUGAUCAGAAUUCCGUGAUCAGAACUCAGUGAUCAGAACUCAGUGAUCAGAAUUCAGUGAUCAGAACUCAGUGAUCAGAAUUCAGUGAUCAGAAUAAUAAAGCUGCAUGAACUGUGAAGUCUAGACGUGGCCUCAGACAGGCAUUGUGUCCGGAUAUCUUACAAAUGUAGACAGACCUGGAUUUAAAAAAUAAUAAAAAGUUAGUUUUUUAAUUUUGACCUCUUUUUCUCCGACAAUUGGUAGUUACAGUCUUUUCCCAUCGCUGCUACUCCUGUACGGAGGCGAAGGUCGAGAGCAGUGCGUCCUCCGAAACACAACCCUGCCAAGCCACACUGUCCCACUUAACCCGGAAGCCAGCCGCACCAAUGUGUGGUAGGAAACACCGCCCGGCCCGCCACAGGACUCGCUAGUGCGCGAUGGGACAAGGACAACCCGGACGACGCUGGGCCAAUUGUGCACCUACCCGGGUCUGUAGUGACACCUUAGACCACUGUGCCACUCGGGAACCCCGAGGUAUAAACAAGGCUAAGGAAUCACUUUUUCCCCAACCUCGCACUGUUAGAAACCGAGCUAACACUUGUUUUAGUUUUUAUAUUUAUAGAUUAUUUAGUUUUGAAAAUCUUUGGGUCUUACCGUUACCUAUAAUAGAUAUAUAAAGACUAUAUUUAUAGAUUGAAUUGAACCGUGUUUACGUUGUAAGGGCACAUAUUUGCUCGUUGUCAUGACACUUUUAAAAAAAGCAUGUCACAAAAUAUGAUAAAAGGCUUACUUUAUAAAAGA